Porites evermanni is the source of this 11266-nucleotide messenger RNA. The record is from the annotation of a GenBank genome assembly. Lineage: Eukaryota; Metazoa; Cnidaria; Anthozoa; Scleractinia; Poritidae.
AUUAAACAGAGACAAACUCAGCGACAGCAGCGACUCAGAGACUACUGUGAGAAGCACGCUUCAAGCAGAAAUCGAAACGAUCAAUACAAUCCUCCUUUAAUUGUUAACGAUGAGUACAAAGUAAUCUUCUGCUAUAUUCCCAAGGUGGCCUGCAGUCAAUGGAAACGUGUCUUUCUUGCUCUUGAUAACCGCAUCGAUGUGGAUGAUGUGCAUAAUGACAAAGAUUAUAAAUUUCUCUUUAAUGAUUAUUCGGACGAGGAUAUUAAAGUGAGGCUAAAAUCUUACUUUAAGUUUCUUUUUGUUCGCGAACCACUCGAGAGGCUUUUGUCAGCCUAUAAUAACAAGUUUGUAAACAACCAGUGGCCUCGGAGAAUAAUUCAAAGGUAUAAAACGAAAAUUUUGGAAAGAUACAAACAAGACGAACUUAGCUCUAACAGCUCCGACCAGGAUCUUACUUUUAAGAAGUUCAUUUAUUAUGUGAGUGAUGUUGGGUUUGAUAGAGAUGGACACUGGCGAUCGUACGGCACAAUUUGUCACCCGUGUGAUAUAGAGUACGAUUUCAUCGGUCAUUUUGAGGACAUGCCAGAAGAAGCACCUUAUAUCCUACGGCAAACAGGAAUGGAUCGGGCGGUGACCUUUCCUCCGUUUCUUACCCACAAUACUACAAGUCAACUUCUUAAAAGCUAUGCCCCGAUACCCAAGGAGAAGAUCGCUCAGCUGGGUAAGGCCUUUGAAGAAGACUUUGAAAUGUUUAAUUAUGAUUUCCCAGGGCCUCUAUUCGAUCUCAUGCACGAUUAAAAAGCCAGUAUCUAUAGCUAAUACAUAUCUACGAGGAAAGUAAUUCCGAUUUUUAAAUUAGAGGUCUUGGUCGGAAUACUGUUAACGGGCAGAUAUUAGGGACGGACCAUUAGAAAAGUGAUGGGGGGGGGGGGGGGGAAUUUUCAGCUUGCACGAAUUUUUUUUUUUCGCUCACUGCUUGUGCAGGAAUCUUUUUUUUUUUCAGGUGCACCCCUCUGCACGAAUUUUUUUUUCAGACAGAUAUUGCUUUUUUUUGAACAGUGAAAUCUUGAUUCAUUAUCUAUGUUUUUGUGCUUUAUAAGUUGUUCUACACUCACAACAGAUCAAAGGAUACAGGCCACUUUAACGCAAAAUCUCUCGGAAAUGUACACAAAAUGAGAGAGGAUGAAGCGACUUGGAGUGGACGGCUAAUAUUUAUAUUUUUAUUAUAAAUUUUAUAUGUUGAAAAGUUUAAUACUGAAACUGUUUAUGGAUAAUUAAAUGUAUUUAAUAAUAAUAAUAAUAAUAAUAAUAAUAAUUUACAUUUAUAUAGCGCAAACCUCUAUAUGAAUAUAUUCGGUUGCGCUUUACAAUAUUGUUAUAUUAAAUUUAUGUUAAAGGUGACUAAAGCAUGAGAAACCAUUAAAAACUACGAUAAAAAGUAUUAAAAACUAUUAAAAAAAUAAAUACAUAAAAUUAAAAAAAUGAAAACCCUAUAAUAAAAGCCAACAAUUAAAUCCAUUUAACAGCUAAAUUGAAAAAAUGAGUUUUAACAGCAGUCUUAAAAAGUGUCCAAUGUCUUCAUGUUGCAAAUUGCCGAAGGUAAUGCAUUCCAGGGAUAAGGUGCAGCUGACUGGAAUGCACGAUCGCCAAGAGUUGGAUGGGUCUUAAUGCCUGGUAACUCUAGGAAUAUAGACUCAUUUGACCUUAGAGAGUACCUGGAUUGCUUUUUGAUAGUAAUGAAAUCAAUUAGAUAAUUAGGAACUUGACCAUAUAAGCACUUAAAUGUCAAAAGUAGAAUCUUAAACUUUAUACGGUAACUUAUUGGAAGCCAAUGAAGGUGGAAAAGCAAUGGUGUAACAUGGCAGAAUCUAGGUGUUCCGGUGACCAACCGAGCCGCGGCAUUCUGUAUCCGUUGGAGUUUCAUGAUAUGUGAAUUCGGGAGGCCAUAUAGUAGACUGUUACAAUAAUCUAUUCUACUGGUGAUAAAAGCAUGAACUAAUGAUUCGGUGACUGAACGACUUAAAUAUUUCCUAAUUCUACGCAUGUUAUAAAGAUAAUAGAAAGCGGAUGAGCAAGUUUUGUUGAUAUGACUUAGCAUACUGAUUUUAGAAUCAAACCAGGUUCCUAGGUUUCGAACUUCACAAGAUGGAACAAUUUGGGAGUCCCCAACCAAUAAGGUAAUAAUGUUAGGGACUUUCUGAAGUUGUUGUCGUGUUCCAAUCAGAAGACAUUCUGUCUUAUCGGAAUUCAGUUUUAACUUAUCCGAAUGCAUCCAUUGACUGAUAUCAGCAAUACAUGAUUCCAUGGCAGUUAUAGCAGCGGUCUCUUCCAGAUCAUUUCGUGAUCUAAACGCGAUGUACAGUUGCGUGUCAUCUGCAUAACAAUGGGAAUUAGGAAGAUGUGAUUCGACGAUCUUAUAAAGUUUGCUAGCAUAGAGAGAAAACAAUAAUGGCCCGAGACAGCUGCCUUGUGGAACUCCAAAUUUAAGAUUAAAAUUACUCGAUAGAACUCCGUCUAUAUAGAUGCGCUGGGUUCUGUUAGAAAGGUACGAUUCAAUCCAAUUAAGUGCAGAGCCUGAAAUUCCAAAACCAAACUGGAGGCGAUCUAAGAGAAUCCGAUGGUCCACGGUAUCAAAAUAAUAAAAUAAUAAUAAAUCAAGAAGCACUAACAACGUGACCUUCUGAUUUUCCAUGUCCAUCAGAAUGUGAUUCUUGACUUUAAGCAGGGCAGUUUCUGUGCUAUGGUGCCGUCGAUAGGCUGAUUGCAAUGAAGGAAAAAGAUCAUGCUCAUUUAAGUAGGACUGAAUCUGAUCAGCUGCCACUCUUUCAGCCAAUUUUGAAACAAAGGAAAGAUUGCUGAUAUGAUAUGUAUUAUAAUACAGGAUACACUGUAUGUUGCAGGCAGACUGACUGCCAAUGAAAACCAUACUUUGUGGUUCUUAAUUUUUGUUAAAAGUACCCGUGGUAGUGUUGCUGUUUAUGUCGUUGACAGUUGAAGUUUUAACACUUACUACUACGUGUGAAUGCUCUUUUUCAUUGUAUUAUAGAAUUCUUAUUCAAGGCGGUAAGACCCAUCUUCUAAUUUUUAUUGUGGGCACAAAUAGUUUUAUAGAAUAUUAACAAAGCUACAAAAUUCUAAUAUUUAUUUAUUACAAAUUCUAUUUUAUUAUUUUUGUACAGUAUACGGUGUACGUUGUAGGUACACUAGCUGCAAUUUAAAAUAAAAACAAGGUUCUAAUUGCCUCCUUUCAAUAAGAAGAAAGUGAUUUUUGUUUAUUCAUAUUGUUCCUGGUAAUAUUGUUGAUUUCUGAGACUCAGACUUUCUAAAAGAAACUCAGACUUUCUGCAUGAAUUCUUUUUCUUUACCUUCUUCUUUGCAUGAAUUUUUUUUUCUUGGCAUUUUCCCUUGCAGGCGCUUAUAAAUAAAAUGGCGCAAGAAAGAACGGGGCUCUCGAGGGGAACACGCUCCCUCUCACGUCGCGCGCCCUUUUCUUUCUUGCGCCUAUGUUACUUACAAGUGUCUGCUACGCUAGGCUCAGUCUCCAGCCGUGGGUGUUUCGAUGCGCCCGCGGUACUCCCCACCAGGCUGGAGACUGGGACUCCUGCUACGUAGCCUACCUGAAAUUGACUCGCUCGUGCAUGGGACCUUUUGACAUACUAAGUCAUAUGGGAAUAAGAGAAAACAUUUAAUGAAGUAGACAGAUACAGUAAAUAGUUUAUCUAGCGGAAAAUCGGAUAAACCUUUAAAAAUGACAACAAAUAAUUUUGCUUAAACUCUACAAUGUAAUUUAGAAAAAAAUCACCUAAUAAAAUCGUCUGAUAUACAUGACAGUAAAACCACUAUUCUGUUUAGUCCGUUUGUUUUCGCGACGGUUAACGUGACAUCUUCGGUUAUUUUUCAGAUUAAGACAAUUAGUAACACAACAUUUGUUUGGCUCUGGUAAAAAUAAGUAUGAUCCUCGAUUCAGGGGAUUAUUGAUGUAUGUCCUGAAACAUUUCGACCCUUUAAACCUUUCUCCGAUCAAACAGUGUCUCUAAACUAGAGAGUCCUAGUGCCUCCCGAUAGGUGACAUGCGGCGAGACAAUUCUCAUAGCGGGCUUCUGCAAGCCCUCCAGUAGAAAAGUAUGAAACGGCAAACUGAUUCUAACGGCAAGGCGAUCAAGAAGUAAACAAAUGAUAAAAACAAAAACUAUAUAUUUAAACCUAUUUAAGUUUAAUUGUACUGAUCCAUGUCUACAACUGGGAGAUCCGGCACCACUCAUUGGCUCGUUACUGUGGACUUGCUGAUAUUUUAUAUAUUUUAGCCCUCCAGUAGCCUGAGACCAGGCUCUGUAGUGGGGAAAAAAGGCAAAAAACAGGGUGAGGGGAAAGCUAUGUGCAUUUCCUCUAUAAACAAAUCUCUACUUUUUAGCGAAUGCUUUCUAGAAAGACAGACUAGGCAGAGUAGGAAAUUAUGUAUGGGCGAAGACCAACGUCGUGGUGGCGUGAGGGGGGAAGCGUAGUAGUCUCCUCUGCCCUUACCACCUUAGCCUGCGUGCCAGGUACCCCUUCCUGGCACAUCUUACUUCUAAGAAAACAGCUUAAGCGAAUUCAAGUGUUUUCUCAGAACCCCGAGAUUUAUUCGUAUAGUGAUUGGAGGCAGCGUAGUAGAGAAGAGAUGUGUUACGUCACGUUACCAAGGGACCCAAAUUUCUGGAUAAAAACGGUUUAAGCAACGACGACGGCGACGGCAACGAAAACGGCAAAAAAGCGAUGGUUUAUAUGAGCAAAACCAUUCCUUAUCAGAGGAAAUUAACGAGAAUUUCCAAAAUUCCCAUUAAUUUUAGUCGCGUUAAUUUCCGUAAACGUCAAUUUCCGCGACGUUAAUUAAGUGUAGCGUUAAUUUCGAUAUUUUUUGACCCCAAAUUCUCAAUACACUUCUGACGUUCUCGAGACCUAAGAAAGAGGAGUACUUUAUGAGGGUGAAGAUCCCCCAGCAACAGUAAAACUGUGAAGAACUUGAAGUAGCCAGAUUUCUUCGCUUAACGUUUAAGGAAAGAACCACGAACAAAGUUUCCGUUUUAAUAUUCGUUGCUGUUGUCUCAGCAAGUUUUGUUUCUUUGUGCACGUCGAGUUAAUUUCCUUCAUUUUGAAAUGUUACCUUCUCUUUCGCGAGUUAAUUUCAUUUAUUCAAAAGUCGUUUUCUACUAAAUUCGCGUUAAUUUAAGUGGCGUUAAUUUCUAAUUUCAAAUUCCAAAUACACUUCUGACGUUCUCGAGACCUAAGAAAGAGGAGUACUUUAUGAGGGUGAAGAUCCCCCAGCAACAGUAAAACUGUGAAGAACUUGAAGUGGCCAGAUUUCUUUGCUUAACGUUUAAGGAAAGAACCACGAACAAAGUUUCCGUUUCGCAUUUUACGUUUAAUCUUCGUUGCUGUUGUCUCAGCAAGUUUUGUUUCUUUGUUCACGUCGAGUUAAUUUCCUUCAUUUUGAAAUGUUACCCUCUCUUUCGCGAGUUAAUUUCAUUUAUUCAAAAGUCGUUUUCUACUAAAUUCGCGUUAAUUUAAGUGGCGUUAAUUUCUAAUACCUUAAUUUCAUGUAGUGUUAAUUUCCUCUAAUAGGGUAACUUUGCACGUGCAUCACGCGUAUUGUACAAUUCUUAGCUGUCAUUGCUCGACGGUGACAUGAAACGUUCUAAUCAAUUUAUGGAGUAGGUGAACACAACACAAAAAUUUUCCUUUUGUUUCUUAACUAAGAUAUGGUUCUUUUCGAUUCAACCCCAGAAAAUUUCGCCAACACUUGGCAAAUUAAACGAAGUUGAAUAAGAUCAAAGAAGUUUGAAAAAGUGCAAAUUCACGUUUUUGGUUGGUGGUCAUCCAGAUUUUGCUACCAUGGCAACGUGACGUAAAGGCUUCUCCUUUCUGCUGGGGACUCUUCACGCUUAAAAUGAGUAUAAAUCUACACGUAGUGACGUUUUCUUGUUAUCGCCGUGUCACGGGUGUAUCCUUUGCUUGGGCACAAUCUGGUGCACAGGGCCUACCCAAGAGCUCCCCAGAGAGCUUGCUCGCAGGCUAGAUACGUACAUCCCAUGUGGGAAAUCGUUAGAUGAUGAUGAUGAUGAUGAUACCUUUAUUUGCCAAUCUGUAAUAGUGGUUAAGAGCCACUAAGUGGGGACACUAAAAUAACUUUAAAAGAAUAAAUAAAUAAAUAAAUAAAUUACUUACUUUCUUACUUAAUUAAUUGAUUAAAAAAACAGAUUGUUAAUGGAAUGGAAGCUUCGUUCACGCUAUCAGGAACAGAGCUCCAUAAUCUGAGCAUAGUGAAGUCAAAGGUAGGCGCCACCACUGCAUCCUUGGUUCUUGCCGAUCUCUUUUAGGGAUUCCUAUAGAUUGUAGUAUUCGCCUAAUACACAAGAUUCCGAAGAAGAGGGCCUCAACAAUUGUAACAACUGUGGCGAGGCAUAACACCUCUCUCCAUUUCAGCUCAUUUCCAGCAAGGUAUUCUGCAGAACAUUUCUCAAAAUGAAUGAUAGUGCCAUAGAUCCAAAGUUGAGACCCGAACAGACUAGAUUUCGUAAAAGCCGAGGCUGCAGAGUUGGAAAUUUUCCUCUCCAGAACAUCACUGAACAGUGCAUUGAAUGGAAUGUUCCCUUGUUUACCGACUUCAUUGUCUUUGAGAAAGCAUUCGACAGUGUGGGCAUACGGACUACCACCUUAGAUUGUUACCAUUAGAAGGAAAUUUUAUGAACUCUUCGAAUGCAGCUGUGUUAUCUUAGGGAAUUCUGUGCCAGAGUCAUUUCCCAUCAAGUCUGGAGUACAACAGAGUUUUAUUCUCUCUCCAAUCUUGUUUCUAGUAGCCAUAGACUAGGUGAAACAACCUCAGACCGUCCCCGUGGAAUCCAGUGGACCUUGGUCUCACAUUUAGAAGAACAUGACUCUGCCGAUGAUCUGGCAGACAUGUCAGCCACUCAGCCAUCUCAGGCAAAAAUGCAACCUACAAAACAAUUUUGCAAAGCAAAGCGGUCUGCUCAUUAUCGUUACAAAGACCCAGGUGAUUUACUGAUGUCAAUACCCCUACAGCACUCCCAAUCAUCAUCAGUGGAAAGGAACUACUGAGCUGGAUUGCAUUGACCAUUUCACUUAUCUCGAUAGCCUUAUUAGUAGUCACAAUGGUGCCCAUAAUGACACCAAGGCUCGCCUUAUUAAAGCCAGAAGUGCUUUCAGACGAUUCCGCAACAUCUGAUAGUCUAAGAUCAGGCUUUAAAGCAGCAUUGGUAAGGCUGUUCUUUUGAAAGUGCUGGAGAGUAAAGAAAAGGAAGAGGAGAGGAACAGUGAUGAUUGAGCUGGAAUUGGUAUGCGUGCGUUAAGGGAGGUCGAAGGCUGGAAAUACGAGAAGUUGCCAAAAAAUUGCCCAGCAACUUGUGGAAAGCCCCGUAAACGGCCCCUCAAUUAAGUGUCAAUAAUGUUAAUGUACUCCGAGUGUAAGGUCCCUUCCACACGAAACCUGAUAUUUUGAAACCACGCAUACAUAUAAAUUUUUUACAAGAUUGCUUUGUAGUGAGUUAAAGUUUAUUGUUUCAAGUAAACACGUGCAGUUAGGCUAGUUAAGGAAGAGCCGCUUUUGGGCUUCGAUCUCAAAUAUGUACAGACAAUUUGAAAUAACUUUAAAUGGGCUCCUUGCUAAACAGAGAUAUUAGGGCCAUUUAUGCGAGGAAAAAAAGACGCGUCUUACAUAACACGCGUCUUAAAUAAGUCGCGAACUGCACCAUUUAUACGAGCAUCUCUUAUCUAAGACAAGAGCAGCUCGUAUAAAUGGUUCGCGUCUUAUUUCUGUUCUUGACUCGUUUUUAUGUGAAUGUCGCCCGUAGCAACGGCAAUCCAACGUGGCGCGCCAAAAAUUUACGCAUGCGUACUAUGCGUUCGCGUCUUAUGUAAGACGUGAAGGUCAUUUAUACGACGUUUUCCUCGUCUUAGCUAAGACGCGUCUUAUCUAAGAACAGGUGUUAAGGGCUGUUCUAUUCGUCUUAUUUUUCCUCGUAUAAAUGGCCCUAAUAACGUACGCGUGGUACUGUGUUACUGGCAAAUAGGAGGUUUUGAAUAAGCUUUGUUUCCAAAUAAACACCGCCCCCAAACAAAGCGCGGCAAGAAGAAAAGUUCAAUGAGAUCCUCUGCUUUCUUCUAGUAAAUAUCGUAAGGCACGUGAUCAGAGUCAGUACUGCGCAUGCGUGAAGGUAAAGAGAAAUACCUUACAAACGAUAAAGCAAAGCUGAGCAACAAGCAAAUGAUCAACUGUUGAAUAUAAACCGACAAAGUAUCUUAUUUUCAUUUCUUUAAUGGCUGUUCCACUUCGGAGAAAUUUGUUUGUAUCUCUGAUCAUUUUACUGAUUCUGCUGACCAUGUACAUGGUUGGUCUGUACCGAGGUAAGCUACCAUUUAACCUUUUUCAACUUUCAAUUCUUUUAUAUAUCUUGACCGAUAAAGGACACUUUUGUUCGUUAUUCGUUUGUUGGCUAACUAACUAACUUCAAAAAUAGAAAAAUAGUGCUUUCACUCCGCGCACUUUCCUUUCGUCAGAUAAGUAUGCGGCAUGAAUUACGUGUAUCAAAACUGCUGCCACAGUUCACUACACUGCACGAAAAUUGGAUUUACACCAAAUUUACUCAGGGCAAAUUUGGUGCAAAAAAGUGUAAACUAAGGUUAAAUAAAGGGCAAAGAUCAUAAAUACCGCAUUUGCCCUAAAAUUUACACCCUCAUAUAAACUGGCAAGCAAAUGCGGUAUUUACCAUCUUUGCUUUUCAUUUCCCCCUAGCUUGGCCUUUUUUUGCACCAUAUUUACACUGAGUAAAUUUGUGUAAAUCCAAUUUUUCAUGCAGUGCUACAUAACUGAAUCCUUCCUGCGUUUUUUUUUCUAAUUAAUGUUCAGUUGAACCCUUCUUUAACCAUUUGGAACGCUCAACUGGACGAAGAAAUAUGUCAAACGUAACGCAUGUAACUUGCUCCUCUGCAAUACGUUUCUAUCAAAAUUUCCUCACAAAGAAAAAUAAUCGCCAUCUCCUGCGUUAACUUCAAACUAGCCAGAGUUUCUAGCGAUGAAAUGACUGUCUAUGGGAGACUCCCGCCGUUAUGUUUGUUACUUCUUUUAUACCUUAAGGUUUUCCAAAAGAGUCAGUGUCCUACUUUUUAUUUUUUAUUUUUUAUUUUUUUUGUUUUACUGAAAGCCUUGGGUAAUGAAAGUUUGAAACUCAGAAAUUAAAAUGUCUCGUUAAAUAAAUAUGUUUUGCAUUUUUUCUCCUUUAAAUGUGUUAAAACCUUUACUUAAAUGGUUACUACUGAAGGUGAAUCAAUCACCCUUGGUUUUACACAUGAUAUAAUGCUGAGAUUAUUUGAAUAAGCAAUAUUCCUUUGUUAGAUAUUAUUAACAGAAAGGUUUUAAUCACAUAUUCAUUAGGCAACUGAUAUAUAUGGCAUUUUAUGGCUAAUUAACGUCAGAGAUGUUUCCUACAGAAGUUGUCCUUGGCAAUUCCUUGUCAAGACUGAAAACUUGGCAGGGUUGAUAUUUGCCAGUGGUAAUGACUCAACAAGGACUCUUGUCAAGGAAACGCCAAGGGAAGGCCAAGGAUUUGUCGGCGCGGGCAAUAAUGAUAACUAUUGGUCAAGAAAAAUUGCAGUUAAAGAGAGGCUUUAUUUUAACUCGAUGGUAAUUUUUAUUUUCCAUCGUUGUUGUCCCUGUAACUUACAUUACUUCCUCUAUAGAAGUUGAAGUGGUCAGGUUCCUGCCCGAAGUAGAUAAAACAGUAGGCAUUGCUAAAAAAGAACUCAAGGUAGGUUAAAUCACGUCGUGUUAUUACAGGUGUUAAUAGUAUAGGAGAAUGACUUUUAUCUAGCCAGCGUAGCAAAGGCGUUUCUGUGCGGUUUCGCGCGGCCAAAACCGAAAAUCCGUAACGGAAACGCUUGCUACGCAGGCAAAUAUUUAUCUGUCACGAUUUUGUCCUCUCUAACAAUCGUUUUGUAUGCGAGAUCGUUUAAUGUCUUUUAAAUGGACUCGUGUCAAAAAAGUCUCAACUAUACUAAAGAAUUAAGAGAUGGGAAAGGUAGUACGGACCUGCCAGGGACGUAGGUAGAAGAUUACGUUUCUUUGAAACUGCCCACCUACCCCUCCCCUAAGCCAACAUUAACACUUACUUCUCACUUAGGGCAAAAUGCUGGCUUAGGGGAGGGGUAGGUCGGCAGUUUGUCAGAAACGUAAAAUGUUUUGCUUGUUUCACGUCCUGUUUAGCCUGUUUGUGUAAAAAAUGCACUUUAUUUGAGUGCCAAUGUUGCAUUUGAAGUACUAAUUAGGGACACUACUUGCCGCCAGUUUACACGGUUUAAGCACCCCUACCGACUAAGCUAAUCCUGAAUGUCCUGAUUUCUAAUCGAGCCUUUUGGCUAAAGUUCUCACGUUAGUCAAUCCACUUUUCAGAUAGAGAAGGAUGAUCACCUUUUGGAGCGGAUUAAACAGAGACAAACUGAGCGACAGCAGCGACUCAGAGACUACUGUGAGAAGCACGCUUCAAGCAGAAAUCGAAGCGAUCAAUACAAUCAUCCUAUAAUUGUUAACGAUGAGUACAAAGUAAUCUUCUGCUAUAUUCCCAAGGUGGCCUGCAGUCAAUGGAAACGUGUCUUUCUUGCUCUUGAUAACCGCAUCGAUGUGGAUGAUGUGCAUAAUGACAAACAUUAUAAAUCUCUCUUUAAUGAUUAUUCGGACGAGGAUAUUAAAGUGAGGCUAAAAUCUUACUUUAAGUUUCUAUUUGUUCGCGAACCACUCGAGAGGCUUUUGUCAGCCUACAAUAACAAGUUUGUAAACAACCAAUGGCCUUGGACGAGGAUUCAAAGUUAUCAAACGAAAAUUUUGGAAAGAUACAAACAAGAUGAACUUAGCUCCAAUAGUUCUGACCAGGAUCUUACCUUUAAGAAGUUCAUUUAUUAUGUGAGUGAUGUUGGGUUUGAUAGAGAUGCACACUGGCGAUCGUACGGCCCACUUUGUCACCCGUGUAAUAUAGAGUACGAUUUCAUCGGUCAUUUUGAGGACAUGCCAGAAGAAGCACCUUAUAUCCUACGGCAAACAGGAAUGGAUCGGGCGGUGACCUUUCCUCCGUUUCUUACCCACAAUACUACAAGUCAACUUCUUAAAAGCUAUGCCCCGAUACCCAAGGAGAAGAUCGCUCAGCUGGGUAAGGCCUUUGAAGAAGACUUUGAAAUGUUUAAUUACGAUUUUCCAGGGCCUCUAUCCGAUCUCAUGCACGAUUAA